Lactuca saligna is the source of this 1236-nucleotide messenger RNA. The record is from the annotation of a GenBank genome assembly. Lineage: Eukaryota; Viridiplantae; Streptophyta; Magnoliopsida; Asterales; Asteraceae.
AUGAAAGGAAGCAAAUCAAGCAGUGCUACGAGGAAAGCCGAUACCAAGUUGGCUGUAAAGAAGACUACAGCCAAGGGGAAAGCAGCUAAGGAUCCCAAUAAACCCAAGAGACCCGCUAGCGCCUUCUUUGUGUUCAUGGAGGACUUUAGAAAGCAGUUCAAAGAAGAUCACCCUGACAACAAAUCUGUUGCUGCUGUUUGGGUUUUAGAUGCUACACCUGGAAAGGUACGUGCAGGUAGAGACGGAGAUGAUCAUCCUGCUGAAUUGAUCAUUUCUCUAAGAGCAUUGCCUAACCAGGUCACAUCAAAAAUGGAGGUCAUCAGUGGUCUUGUGCGUGAGGGGUUUUUGAAUGAUGUGGCUCAGAGGGACCUGGGCUCACAGUUGGUGGCCAGUAUAUUUGAACUCGUUUGCAAUCCUUUUCUGCUUUCCGCCAGUGGGGUGAUUCUGAACAGAACUGAUAAACUAAGACGUGUCUAUGAUGAAUCACUUGAGAAUGCUCAAGAUCUUCAAAGAAGCGAUGUUCCUUUGUAUCGAUUAGAAGCUAUUGAUUUUGGGAGAAGAAUGGCAGUUGAAAGAGAAAUUGAAAAAACAGAAAAUGUCCCACAGCCAAAUGCACUAUUUGAUGAAAGCUCUAAUUUCAUUAUUUAUCCAACUCUCCUUGGUAUUAAAAUUGUAAAUCUGCACACAAACAAAGUUUCCAGAAUAUUAGGGAAGGUGGAAAAUAAUGACAGGUUUUUAAGAAUUGCUUUGUAUCAAGGUGAUCAAAGCAGUAAAAAAGUGCGAAAAAUUCCUGCUGCUGCUGCUGUAAAUGUGAAUGAAAGCAAAGAUCCCAUGACAGAUCCUACUUUGUUAUGCGGUGCUUUUAAGAAACACAGAAUCUAUUUGUUCAGCCGAAGAGAACCAGAGGAACCUGAUGAUGCAACCAAGGGUAGGGAUGUCUUUAAGGAAAAGCCUCCUCCUGAUGAACUUAUGGCUGCAUCAGAUAUUGGAAAGUCUGUUACAACAUCUCUUCCAGAAAAUGUGGUAUGGGCAAUUGCAGAUUCUAGACGACAAGGCUUUCUUGGCUUCAAAGAGUUUAUUACUACAAUGCAGUUGAUUUCUAUGGCACAAGUAGGACACACAUUAAGUAGCGACCUCUUAAAUUCUGAUGUUGAUUAUGAAAAUUUGAAACCACCUGUUAUGGAUAGUCUGGAUGUCUUACUAGCUAAGAAAAAGCAUCCAAAAAGUGAUCCUUAA